AUGGCUUCCAGAAGGGCAUCCCGUAACGAUGAUGGUGAGGAUGUAGCCAAGGAGGAUGGCAAUGAGAACGAAGACCCGAUGGCGGAUCAACUCGAUGACCCGUUAUUCGAAGACGUUCAGGUUCUCGACUAUGACUGGAGCGACCCCGACAGUGAUCCAAGCCAUGAGCAGCCUGAUGCACCUGAGCACGUAACUCAGCCGAAAGGAAACAAAUCUCCAGCGUUGUUCAACUGUCGACUGCUGGUGUUUCUGCGUGAAUUUAAAGGUCAGUCCUUCGGAGCUCAUAUUGCACACUGGAAUGUAGAUGGAAAGUCGCUCAAUGACUUUAAGACGAAAUUAUGGGAGCUAUGCAGACCACAUCUACUUCGAGAAGUAAUUUUUAAUCAGCAAGACGAUGGAAGCACGGUGCCAGCAUGGAUGGAUAAGGAUUCUCCGGAAGAAGAAGAUUUGGUGAGGUUUGCCAUUUUUUACGAGAAACAAAAUCGUAAGUACACUUCGCUGGACAAACUGACCACCACGUUGCUUCAGAACUGGAAAGGAAAAGAAAUUCAGCUGCUGUUGCAUGUUUAUUUACUGUCCGUAAGUUCCCGUAAGAUUUUCAAUUCAGUGAAGCAACAUUUGAUUGACCCAUCUGAGCGCGAUAAGGCAGGAGCAGCCUCAACCCAAGUGGUCGUCGAUUUAUCUAAGGAUUUGCGUCAACGACAUGGUCAUCUUUGGGAUGGACACGAAAUGGCAUGGACAAUGCUAGUUCAUCUCUUAAUGUGGGCAUCAGCCAUACUUGCUUCGCCAGCUCAUACGAGUGAGAACAUGAUUAAUUCAGUUCCUCCAAAGCAUCUGCAACAUCUUUUCAGAACACAGGACGGUCCGAAAAUUGAAAGUGUGAAGCGUGGGUUGGCUGUAGCUCACAAUGUAAAUGCGUCGUUUUGUGAAGAGAUCACAGCGCUGAAGGAAGCGUUUUCCUCACUUGAGGUGGUAGCCAAGAAUAUGCAGCUACAACUUUCAUUCGUGAAGCAUCGCAUCGAAGCAUUGGAGCAGCGUGGACGCAUGAGUGAUUCAUUCAUAAGUGCGAUGGAAACUUCAAUGGAAGUUUCCGAAGGAGAGUUCAGUCGACAUAUUGCUGGACAGGUAGUUGACAUGGAGGAUGUAGACCACGAAUAA
Messenger RNA from Ochlerotatus camptorhynchus, 1158 nucleotides. RefSeq lists its product as uncharacterized. NCBI's taxonomy places the organism in Eukaryota, Metazoa, Arthropoda, Insecta, Diptera, Culicidae. The record is from RefSeq and is a predicted model, not a curated record. The coding region runs from base 1 to 1158 and encodes 385 amino acids. The transcript is spliced from 2 exons.